This is a messenger RNA of Sinocyclocheilus anshuiensis, 1947 nucleotides long. RefSeq lists its product as uncharacterized. The coding region runs from base 163 to 1452 and encodes 429 amino acids. The record is from RefSeq and is a predicted model, not a curated record. Gene Ontology annotation, molecular function: transmembrane signaling receptor activity. The transcript has 7 exons. Gene Ontology annotation, cellular component: plasma membrane. Lineage: Eukaryota; Metazoa; Chordata; Actinopteri; Cypriniformes; Cyprinidae.
CAGGAAAGAAGGAUAGAAGACUGUGCAGGAAAUGUUGAAAUCUACUGUGGUAAAUAAAAGGAAGCCUGGGUUGGGAUACAAUUUAUUUCAAGUCGGAGAUACAUGUGAAAAAGUUUUAGCAUUUUUGAUCCUAAUAAUCACUUAAUACAUUUGAGUAGACACAUGGCUUUUCUGCUGAGUACCAUAGUGCUGCUUUUAGGAGCCCUAGGAACCAACUCUCUAUGGACAGUAAGCAAGAUAACAGCUCAAAGUGGAGGAUCUGUCACCAUUCCCUGUCACUACCAUCAGCUGCACAAGAACUUGGAAAAGCUCUGGUUCAAGGGCAAGAACUGGCUUACCUGCUUGAAACUGCGACCUACCAACCAAGAGAAGCGAACAGGCAUCAGCUUUUACAACAGCCCAGAUGAACUGGUAACAACCAUGACGAUGACAAACCUGCGCAGCAGUGAUUCGAACCGCUACUGGUGUGCAGUCAAAAUACGAAAUACCUUUGUCAGAACAUCUCUAGAGCUUACCGUCACUGAGGGUACUCCAGAUCUGUCAGCAGCCAGCAACACGGUGUCAGGUGAAGAGGGCGGCAAUGUUACUGUACAGUGUCUCUACAGUGACAAAUUUAAAGAUACUGCGAGAAAAUGGUGCAGAAGUGGAGAUCUGCACUCCUGUCAAACGGCUCAGGAUAUAGAACCAUCCCUUGGUGCAGCUGUACAGAUAAAUGAUACAAAUGAUGGCGCUUAUACGGUGACACUGACAGGACUGAAGAAGACAGAUGCAGGCUGGUAUUGGUGUAUGGCUGGGGAAGUGCAGGUUCCCGUUCAUAUCAAUGUUGAUUCAAGACAACUCAUUACAGAUGCCAACACAAGUCCUUUCACGUUUACGACUGCACAAUCUUUCACUUCAUCUAACUCUUUAGAUGUACACAACCAUAAUUCAGUAGUAACACUUUUACCCACAACAUCAAAAUUACCUGAAAGUACUUCGAUUCAGACAGAAAAAACUGACCAGACAUCUACAGCAUCCCCAAAGCGGUUUCAUUCAACGACACAGUCCUCAUCCUAUCCAACCACAAUGGAGAACUCAAAAAAUGACCCAUCUCACAGCAGUAGUACUGUUAGGACAACACUAACCAGCAGAUCAACAACUCCACAUGUUGGUAGUAACUCUACAGUUACUCUGUCAUCUAAAGAUCUGACAUUAGAACCCAAAACCACUUAUGAAAGCAGGGACCUUAUUUGGGUGAUUGCACUAGUUUGUGGUGCACUGCUUAUAUUAAUGUUACCUGUGAUUUCCUGGAAAUUGUGGUCAUGGCAUAUGAAGGCAAUCACAAGAGAGGAAGCAACAGAAAUAACAACAGACCUCCAUGCAAGUGACAGCGUUGAUCUGCUGGGCAAUGAAUGGACAAAUGCUUCAGUUGUGCAGUUCAGCACAGACUCGAACACUGUACUAAUAACGUAACCUGUUGAGACCUCUGGAACACAAAGAUGGAAUAGAGGCUUUAUCACGUCUCUGUGUCAAGAGCCACUUCCCUGCAGAGUUCAGUUUCAACACUAUUUAGUUGCACCUGAAUCAACUAAUCCAAGUAUUUUGGUUUACUUGAUAAUGACAGCCAGGUGUGUUGGAACUAAACUCUGCAGGUUAGUGACUCUCCAGAAGCAUGAAACAGGAACCCUGUCACAGAUGGACAGCCAGAAGAUGGUGUUCUCCACUUGUAUAAUUAACCUACAGCCUUUCCUGUGGUAUUUAUAUGGUUAAAAAGUAAAGUUAUGUUAGGCCUUGUCUUUCAUCUCAGCUCCCUAACAAAGCUGUCAGCACACUUAAGAAUCUGCAAAAUAAUAAUGAUGUCCAAAACGACGACAAUUCAAGUGCUCAACAUAAUUCCUGAGUGUAGAAGUGUCUACAUUUUUUCUCUUUUUUUUUAAACAAAUUCUUGAAUGUUUUGACUGAAAAGUG